Messenger RNA from Fusarium sp. VM40, 675 nucleotides. NCBI's taxonomy places the organism in Eukaryota, Fungi, Ascomycota, Sordariomycetes, Hypocreales, Nectriaceae. The record is from the annotation of a GenBank genome assembly.
AUGGAUCCGAUAGACCAACAAGAUAAAACACCAGCAACCUCGUCACAAACAAAACCAAAGACGAGCAAGGCUUCAUCUAAAACCACAAAACCAUCUAAGUCGAAGAAAACCCAGAGGAGAGCACAAUCUGUAUCUACACACGCACCUCGACAACCAGACGAAAUCGAAGAAGCCGAGACGAUAGUACCUGUAAAGACAGUACCAAAACAGAAACAAAAAAGAGUCGAGUCAUCAUCAUCCGAUGAUACCGACGAUGCCGAAAGCGUAUAUCUAUCAUCCCACGGAGAGACAUCAUCAGAUGAAGACUCCUCAGACUACGACUCAGACUAUGAUUCCGAAGAUAGUGUACAAGAGCUACCCCCUCGUCAGAUAGCGAGAAGAUCAACAGCUAGUGCCGUUAAACCCGCAUCAGGAUCUCCAUUCACAAUCACACAAACUCGAAGCGAAACAACCCGCUGGAUAUCGACACAGAACAACGGAGGCAUGACCCGUGGUACUAGAAGCGUCAACGAGCAGACGACAAUGCAUGGUCAAAAUGUCAAUGGACAACAACAAAGACCAAACCAUAGAAACAGCGUCAGCUUCAAUAUGAGCAUCAACGUCGACAUGUCGUUUAACGGCCUCGUCACAGGUCGAAAUCUGGGCUUUACCGGGGUGUGUAUCCCUGUCAUAUGA